CAGCCGGAGAAGAAUAUCUACUGUUUGCUAUCAUGGCCGAAAAGCACGGGGCAGACAUUUCAGUCAUGCAGGCGCCCACCCUAUCCCUGGAGGACGAGGGUAAUGGGCUCUCUGGACAGUCGAAAGAGCUUCCGGAGAGUAGAUCCGAUACUGGAGAUGAAAGCAUCGGUGAAGAUGAUCUUCAAAGCCCCUAUCCAGAUGUCCAAGCGAGCGUUUCUGACACGGACGAAGAUCUACCCGUCAAUACCUUUCGCGCGUGGUUUCUGGGAGUUAUCGGGACGAUUUUUUUGACGGCAUUGAAUCAGUUCUUCCAGCUUCAUAAUCCGCCUUUGUUUCUCUCGGCCUACAUUGCGAUAUUCGCGACUCUACCAUGUGGGAAGCUAAUGGCCGCUACGCUACCGACAAAGGUCUGGAAUGUAUUCGGAUUCGAGUUUACUCUCAACCCAGGCCCCUUCAACCAGAAGGAGCAUUCGAUCGUGGCCAUCAUGGCAUCCUUAGUGACGGCAUUCGAUAACGGCUCCCUAGCCUCGGAUGUCUACGUCGCCUUCGACAAGUUUCUGCACAUUCCCAUCUCUGCAGGCUACCGAUUUAUGUUUCUUCUUAGCACCCAGGCCCUGAGUUUCGGCAUCGCAGGACUCUUCCAUCGAUUCCUGGUAGAGCCUGCGUUCUGCGUAUGGCCCGCAACACUACCGAUCUGCUCGUUACUUUACACGUUCCACGAAAAGCGGUCCCAGAAACAGGAAAUCAACGGGUGGAAAAUAAGCCGAAUGGGAUUUUUCUCUAUCAUCGUUGUCUGCGGAGCGGCCUAUCAAUUCGUCCCUGGGUUUCUGUUCACAGGACUCACUACGUUCGCGUGGAUUACUUGGAUCGUGCCGAAGAAUGUGACGGUCAACCAGGUCUUCGGGGCUACAUCGGGCAUGGAUCUUCUGCCGCUUACUCUUGAUUGGAAUCAGAUAACGGGGUAUUUGGGGUCGCCGUUGUUGGUUCCGUCGUGGGCACUGGUGAACGUGUUUUGUGGGAGUAUCUUUUUCCUGUGGGUUGUUUCGCCUGCGCUCCAUUGGAGCAAUGUGUGGCAGGGGUUGUAUAUGCCGUUUUCAUCGUCUGAGAAUUUUGACAAUACAGGAAACUCAUAUAACACGACUCGUGUGAUGAAUCCGGAUUAUUCUCUCAACGAAGCGGCUUAUUAUAAUUAUUCCCCGGUAUACCUAGCAACAACCUCGGCCCUUUCAUACGGACUGGGAUUUGCAGCCGUGGCAUCCAUCAUAAUCCACACCAUCCUCUACUACCGCCAAGCAGUCUGGGAAGGCCUCCUCGCAACAUUCGGCCUCCUUUCCAAGCCCCAGAAACCAGACAUCCACGCCAAGCACAUGCAAAAAUACAAACAAGUCCCCAUGUGGUGGUACCUAACAAUCUUCCUCUCCAUCUUCGGCAUCAGCAUCGCCUUCCUCUACGUCUACAACACAAGUCUCCCCUGGUACGGCCUGAUCCUCGCCAUCGCAGUCAACGUGAUUCUCCUCGUACCCACGGGUAUCAUGAAGGCGAUUUGCAACAUCCAGCUGUCGACGGCGGUGAUAUCGGCGUUUAUCGCGGGGUAUAUAUGGCCGGGGCAGAUGAUGAAUAAUGUCGUGUUCAAGAUUUUUACGCUGGUUUCUUCGGCGCAGGGGUUGGGGUAUAUUCAGGAUAUGAAGAUUGGGCAUUAUAUGAAAAUCCCACCGAGAGUCACUUUUGCUGCGCAAUGUACCGGGAUCCUGGUCUCUUGGUUAACACAGACAGCGGUGAAUCUCUGGGCUAUGGGGAACAUCGAAGGGAUUUGCACCCCCAAUGCAAGCAACAGCUUCACAUGCCCCCUAGCCCAAGGCUACGCAACAAAUGCCGUAUUCUGGGGCCUCAUCGGACCCAAGCGCCUCUUCUCAGAAGGCUCCAUGUACCGCCCCAUGCUAUGGUUCUUCCUUAUCGGCGCCUUACUACCCAUUAUCUUCUUCUUCCUCGAUCGAUACUUUCCGAAACUCAGACUGCGAAAGGUCCACCUCCCCGCUGUCUUUGCCUCCACAGCGAGUAUUCCCCCCGCCACGGCCGCGAACUAUAUGGCCUGGGGACUUGUCGGACUGUUAUUCAACGGGUACAUCAAGCGCCGGUUCUAUGCAUGGUGGAUGCGGUAUAACUACAUUCUCUCUGCGGGACUUGAUGCAGCAUUGGCGAUUGGGAGUUUUUUGAUUUUCUUUUGUCUUGUUUAUCCUGGUGUUAGCGUGGAGUGGUUUGGAAAUAGUAUUGCGACGAAGACGGCGGAUGGAGCGGGGACGCCGUUGAGGACGGUUAAUGAGGGUGAGACUUUUGGGGUGAGGACUUGGAAGUAGUCUUCUCUUUUAUUUUGGGUUCUGAGUGUGUUUCGUUUCUUUAAUGUUAUUAAUUAUGUCUGACCAGUCCACAUCAAGAAUUGUCGAGUGACAUCAAACUUACUAUCACACUCAAAUAACUUAUAAUCCGCGAUGCCCCCCUCCUAUACCCA
Messenger RNA from Aspergillus glaucus CBS 516.65, 2506 nucleotides. It is a transcript of the gene optC, whose product is annotated as small oligopeptide transporter, OPT family. NCBI's taxonomy places the organism in Eukaryota, Fungi, Ascomycota, Eurotiomycetes, Eurotiales, Aspergillaceae. Gene Ontology annotation, biological process: transmembrane transport. Gene Ontology annotation, molecular function: oligopeptide transmembrane transporter activity. The transcript is spliced from 8 exons. The record is from RefSeq and is a predicted model, not a curated record. Bases 33 to 2354 code for a protein of 773 amino acids.